AUGGCCUCUGCAACUGUCACCACAUCACUCCAACCACACCGCGCAUCCUUCUCGGCUGCCGGUGGUCUUUCUCACGAGCAGACGCAGCCUCCAACGCAGAAAGCAACGGCCCCAACUCCCUCGCCAGCCUCGGCCUCCGCUCAGCUGGCGGUGACACUCCCACCAUCUCAUCCAUCCCACGCGCCACAUCUGUCGGUCAGCAAUCCCUUGGAUAAGUCAAGCAACUCACUCAGCGGCGUCGCUCAAAUGCCAUCCGCGUCGCAACAAUCGCAGUCUUCACAGCAGUCUUUUGCAAUGAACGCGGAUCCUUCACAGCAGUCCGGGCCGUUAUCGGUGUCUGGCUAUCGGCCUUUCGCAGAGUCUUCCCAAUCGAAACCUGAAGACGACGACCCGAUGAAAAUUUACUCGGCUGUUUACUCGAACACAAAUGUUUACGAGAUGGAAGUGAACGGCAUCGCCGUUAUGCGCCGCCGUCACGACUCUUGGCUCAAUGCUACACAGAUUUUGAAAGUUGCCGGUGUCGACAAAGGCAAGCGCACUAAAAUUCUCGAGAAGGAAAUCCAAACAGGGGAACACGAGAAGAUCCAAGGUGGCUAUGGAAAAUAUCAAGGCACCUGGAUCCGUUUUGAGCGCGGAGUCGAGGUGUGUCGGCAAUACGGCGUGGAGGAGAUUCUUCGUCCCCUCCUAACCUAUGAUAUGGGCCAGGAUGGUGGUAUUGCUGGCCAGGGCAAUUUCAACACACCGACUAAAGAACAGGCAAUGGCUGCUCAACGAAAAAGGCUCUAUAACGCCGGCAAUGAAAGCCGGUCUAAUGGCGCGUCGGGCACCUUCUUCAAAGGCAUUUCCAGCACGGCGUCCAACAUGGUCGGGAUCAUCAGCAAGGCUCGCUUUGAGUCGCCCGGCCCGAGGAACCGUCCUGCGAGCGGCCAGGCGGACAGAAAUGGUCUCGCACGCGGUCCAAGUUUUACUCGACAACCGUCAAUGCAAGGCGACGAACUUCCGAAUUCCCAGCAAAGCUAUACGUCCGAAUACAACAGAGAUGAUGCUUACUCGUCUCAACCCCACAGCACCCAGCAAACCAACAUUGGUGAUGGCACAGAGCCUCCUCGGAAGCGUGCCAGGAUGGCGGCCGCCCCUGCCGACAGCUUUGCGUUCCCUGGCUCGGCCGAUGCAUAUGCUAACGCGGCCGCGUUCCCGGGCUCCCCAACAGAGCCGAACGAGUCGUUCAUUUAUAGCCAAGCUGGCUUCGAGCUACACCCGUCCAUAGAAGGCCUCAAUCCCCUCCCGCCCCUGCCGUUUGAAGUUUCCGCCGAUGCCGAAAACAAGCGUAACACACUUAUGUCCCUGUUUAUGGACUCGAAUGGCACAGAUCAAUCCCGAUUCGACAUUCUUCGUCGCAUGACGCCGCAUGAGCUUGAUAUGCCUAUUGAUGCACAAAGCCAUACUGCUCUGCAUUGGGCAGCCACGCUGUCUCGGAUGCCUCUGCUCCGCUCUUUGAUUGCUAGCGGUGCAAAUCCAUUUCGUGUCAAUGCUGUAGGCGAGACGGCAUUGAUGCGUGCGUGCCUUGUUACAAACUCCCAUGAACACAAUUCUAUGCCGGACCUCCUGGAUGUGCUAGGCAGUACAAUUGAGGUGCGCGAUGCAAAGGGACGAACUGUACUGCACCAUAUCGCAGUUACAAGCUCUGUCAAAGGGAGAAGCGCGGCCAGCCGGUAUUAUCUCCAGUGUCUCCUUGAAUGGGUUGUACGUCAAGGGAGUGCACCGAGCAGCCAAGUGCUUCAAUCGAGCAUGAAUGGAAAUUUGUCGUCUGCUCCUGAAAAGCUCGGCCUUGCCCGAUUCAUGAGCGAAAUCGUUAACGCACAAGAUAAGGCUGGAGACACGGCCUUGAAUAUUGCUGCCAAAAUUGGAAACCGCAGCAUCAUCUCACAGUUGCUAGAGGUCUGCGCAGAUCCCAACCUUCCGAACCGGCAGGGUUUGCGGCCACUGGACUUCGGGGUUGGGGUUAGUACCUCUGGUGAAGGACGUGCUGAUGAUGCACGCGACGGCGAACCCAAAGGCGGCUCUGGUAGCAGUCAAAAGAGUCACGAAAGCAAUGACGAAAUUGUUUCAUGUAAGAAUCUGACCAUCUAUCUCCUUCACUCUCCUGGUCAACAGUUCGAGACCGCAUCGGUGUUUCGGAACGAGAUGAAGGCGAAACAGCAUGCGGUAGAUUCUUUGCACGCCUCGAUUCGCGCGACCUCGUCACAGUUGGGUGAAGCUCGACGGACUCUCGAUACACUUGAGGGGAAAGCAAAGAAACAGCAACAAUCACGCCAGAAAGUCAUCAACUUGUCACGUGCUCGGGACGAAGAGCAGUUCCGUGUGAUGGAACUCGAACAGGCACGAGGACGUACUCGUAGUGACCCAAGCCUUACAAUGAGCUGGGAAGUCGAAGUGGAAAGCUUGGUAACCAUGCCAACCCCGUCGCCGGGUAGUGAGUGCAUAAACGGCUCAACGUUGAGAGACUCGCCAGUGCUACCUUCCAGCAGUGUCCUGCGGGCACGAAUCAACGCCCUGCGUUUGCGGACCGCGGAGACGCGACAGGCGGAGCAAGCUCUCAAAAGUCGCAGUAGGGAAAUUGAACUCAAGUUCAGGCACCUGGUGGCACUCGCUACAAAGUGCUCGGAUGCUGAUGUGGACAGCCACCUCGACAGCCUAAUGCGUGCUGUGGAGAGCGAGAAAGGUGACUUGGAGAUUGGGCGUGUGCGUCGUUUCCUUGGCGGUGUUGAGGGGGUUGUGCAUUGA
Molecule: messenger RNA, 2784 nt
Organism: Sporothrix schenckii 1099-18
Lineage: Eukaryota; Fungi; Ascomycota; Sordariomycetes; Ophiostomatales; Ophiostomataceae
Exons: 3
Coding region: 1-2784 (927 amino acids)
Cellular component (GO): MBF transcription complex; SBF transcription complex
Molecular function (GO): DNA binding; transcription coactivator activity; protein binding
Source: RefSeq, a predicted model, not a curated record